Cercospora beticola is the source of this 567-nucleotide messenger RNA. RefSeq lists its product as uncharacterized. Lineage: Eukaryota; Fungi; Ascomycota; Dothideomycetes; Mycosphaerellales; Mycosphaerellaceae. The record is from RefSeq and is a predicted model, not a curated record.
UGGGAUCCCGCCGCCGCUGCACGUCCUCAUCCACGCGACACCUGUAGCCUCGAGGACAGCGCGCACACACAGCCACAUACGAAAUCGAGCGGAGAAGCGACGAGACAUCAUGGCGCCCGUGUCGUUCUGGCAAGCGCCCGGCACAUGGAUCCACUACAUGGCCCGGAGGAAGCCUGCCCUGUUCUGGUCCGUUGUCGUGGGCUCUCUCGGCCCAGUCACAAUGGUCGUUGUGCCGCCCAUCAGACACCGCCUAGGCGACGGACCGCGAAACCAGAUUCCUCUCACAUAUCCGAUUCCGAAAGGCAAGCGAGUAAUACCCACGGGCUACGAUGACUAGGCGAGGAGGGGAGAUAUGCGGUAGAGCCGGAAGUACAGCAGUCGAGCGAGAGAUAGAGCUUAUGGCGUUACAUGGGAAAGACGCCAUGCGCAUCGCGCGGGCCUCUGCAGUGGAGAAGAGACUUGCGCUGUAGAUAUACCAAAAUUGACAAAUGUUCAAACUUUAGGUCAGCGAGGACAGACUGCCCAUACGUUUUCGAGCUCCAAUGUUGGCCGAGAAGGACAGCAGAG